AUGAUACAGAACAAGAUUCAACUAAUUUUUUUUCUCGCAGGAAUCCUGUCCAAGGCUUCAUGUGACCUGGAUCGAAUCGUCCUGAUCAAAGAGCCAAAGACAUGGAUAAAAGCAAAAUCCUACUGCAGAGAGAAAUACAUGGAUCUGGCGACGGUUCAGAGCGAUGAAGACAGAGCCAAACUAAAGGAGGCAGCAGAUGCGGUGAACUUUAAAUCUGUGGCCUGGAUCGGCUUCUACAGAGACACCUGGCGUUGGUCGUAUCAAAACAUGUCAGUCAGCUAUGAGAUGUGGGAUUCUUCAGAUCCGAACAUGCUUGACACAGAAGAGGCCUGUGUGGUUCUGGUUGAACAAACCAGCAGAUGGAGGGACAGAGACUGUACUAACAAAUACGGCUUCAUUUGCCAAACUGCAUAA
This is a messenger RNA of Cyprinus carpio (common carp), 414 nucleotides long. RefSeq names its product C-type lectin BfL-2-like. The coding region runs from base 1 to 414 and encodes 137 amino acids. Lineage: Eukaryota; Metazoa; Chordata; Actinopteri; Cypriniformes; Cyprinidae. The transcript is spliced from 3 exons. The record is from RefSeq and is a predicted model, not a curated record.